UUCAGCAACAACAAUUCUCUUCUCUUCUUCAGCAGCAACAACAACAAAUUCAGCAAAUUCAACAAUAGCAAAUUCAGCAGCAACAACCACAAAAUAAAUCACUACAAAUUUUAAAUUUGAUAACAGUUUAACCAUCGUCAAUCACACUUCAAAUCCAAAAUCAACAACCAAUGAAAUAAAAAAGAAUUAAAAAAUGAUGUUUAUGUUCUUCAAAAAAAAUGGAAGAACGAAAAAAGGAGGAACGAAGAUGAAUCCAAAACCCCCUAAAACAGCCUAAUACCACCACUUGAACAAUCGUUAAAGUAGAAAACAGCCAACAAAUGCUCUAAAAGAGUGCCGCGUUUUGCCAGUCCCCAACCCACGCUCUCUUUGCUAAUGGAGAACAUGCAGUACGCGGAGGAGCUGUUUCAGGAGUUCCUCGUCUUCCGAGGCUUCACCAACACUCUCCAAUCCUACGACUCUGAGCUCCGAACCGAUCUUGGAAAGGGCUUCUAUGUCGAUAAGAUCAUCGACCUCAUCUUCUCUUUCUACGUUCCUAAAUUCCAAGUCGAUAGGCUCGUUGCCCUCGUCUCCUUGCUAUGCUCUCCAAAAUCCAAACUUCUCUUCCCCGCUUUUACGUCGUUCACGCCUUGCAAGCCAAUAGUAGGGACAGAGUCAUCGACUUCUUCACUGUCCAUGACAGUGACCUCUUGCAACGCUCACAGGAUUGGACUCGCUGGUUGGGUGUAUUUUUCUGUCGACGGAGACGACGACGUGGGACUGGGAGGCGAGGUUGUGGACCUCAUUAGGGAGAAGAAAGUAGAGAAGGAGGCGGGGGGUAGAGAUGGUAAGGUGACAGAAAGAGAGAGAGUAAGAAUUUUGGUUGUGGUUGGGAGGAGGGUUCCGAAGAAAGGGGUAGGAGGAAUGGUAGGAAGAAGGGGAUGA
This is a messenger RNA of Arachis stenosperma, 924 nucleotides long. RefSeq lists its product as uncharacterized. The coding region runs from base 376 to 924 and encodes 182 amino acids. The transcript has a single exon. The record is from RefSeq and is a predicted model, not a curated record. NCBI's taxonomy places the organism in Eukaryota, Viridiplantae, Streptophyta, Magnoliopsida, Fabales, Fabaceae.